Molecule: messenger RNA, 2745 nt
Organism: Linnemannia hyalina
Lineage: Eukaryota; Fungi; Mortierellomycota; Mortierellomycetes; Mortierellales; Mortierellaceae
Source: the annotation of a GenBank genome assembly
AUGGCCUUCGGUUCCUUUGAAUCCUCCUUCUUGCAGCAGCACCAGUCCACUUUCGACGAACCUAAACCUCAGCAACUGGCCUCCCCCGAAUGGUCCCCCUCCGAACUCGCCUCGACCAAGGAGUUGACAGAAAGCUCGAACAAGUCCACCGAACCCUAUCGCUUGAACGUCAAGACCCACGUCUUCAAGAAGGAGUUGCAGGAGUACGUCCCCACCCAGCUGGAUGAUCGUCUUCGCAUUGAGACAAUCAUCUAUGUCGAGUUAUCGAUCGUUGAUCAGAUGGACGGUUCCUUGGUGAGAAAUUACGACUAUGUGCGUCUCCCCAAGGAGUUGUUCUUCGCCCAGCCGGACAAGGAGAUGAAUGCCGAGGAGAUGGCGUCCAAGCGCAUUUUGAACGUCGAGGCUUCUCUGCAGUGUCCCUCCAACAACUGGCAGGUCGAGACUGAGGCCUGUGUCCGAUGUGCUCGUCGCAUGUCUGCCAAGUUGGAGCAGAACGAAAGUCGUAUCAUCCAUAUGAUCCCCGAGCUGUAUCGUGCCGAGAAUGGCGAUGCGCUGGUCAGUUUCAGAAGUGGGGUGGCCAACCUCCAGUUCAAAGUUAAUUGCUACUGCGGCCACAAGAAGGAGAAGGAGGGUUUCGUGAUCCGCUUCGAUUCCAUGUCCGACGACUCGAUCGCGUCCCAUUUGACCUUGCCCCUCAUGUUCUACCACCAGAACAAGAACCGCAUCAUCUCUCGAGCCCUCGCCGCCGAAGCCAAGGCCAAGGCCAAAGCCGAGCAGCAGCUCUUGAAGGCCCAGGCUCGCAUGGCCGGUAAAUCCGCCGCUAAAGCCAAACGAGUACCACGGAGUAAAGCUAAUCCUCAGCACCACCAUAUCCCGUCCCCACCUUCUUCGUCUUCAAGUUCUCCUAUGGACUACUCGUUGAGUCCCGAUCUCGGUGACUUUAUGGAUAGCGCCGAUAUGGGUUACAAAGCCGACGCUCCGCCUCCCCCUGACCCAUUGGCUAUGAUAUCCUUGUUCCCCGAGCUCACCAACGAAACCACCCCUCAGUCACAGCAGCAGUCGCAGCCACAGCAACAGCAGCAGGUCGCUGUCAUCAGCCGUAUGACCCCUAGCACUGGUCCCACUCGCGGUGGUACCUUGGUCACCAUUCACGGGUCCGGGUUCACUGUCGGGGAGAUGAUCUACGUCUGCUUUGGCGAGACCUUGGUACCCGUCAUCCCCCAGUACCACCACAUGAUCGAGUGCUUUACUCCCGCAGCGACCAAGGCCGAAACCGUCGCCGUGUUUGCUCUGCAGAACACCACCCCCUCCAACAUCCCUGCUCAAGCCACCUUCACAUACGUUGACGACAACGAGAAGGAGCUCAUGAAGCUCGCUCUCCAGCGCAUGUUGAACAUUGCUGCCGACAUGGAUGGACCCGUCGACUCUGUCUUGACCCGCGCCAAUGACUUUACCCUCUGGAACGACCUCUUGGGCGGCUCGACGUCGUCGUCGUCUGACGAUUCGACUUCGGCCUACGAGAACCUCGAGAACAUGGUCAUGGACUCGUUCAAACAUUUGGAUACCCCGGUUGCCAAGAACGUUGAUGGUCUCUCGAUCACGAACAUGACCGGUCACACCAUGCUACAUCUGUCAGUUCCUUUGCAGUACCAGGACUUGGCCAAGGACCUUAUCGACAGAGGUAUCGACUUGACGAUCCAAGACAAGAACGGAUUGACGGCUCUUAACUGGGCGCAGCGUUUCGGUGACCAGGCCAUGAUUGAUCUUAUUGCCGAGGCUGCCAGAUUCGAGGCCCCUGCUCCCUUCCAGUCUAAUAAGAAAGAUGUUGCCAUGAUUGCCCACCAGGCAGUUGGUAACGAUAAGGCCGUCCACUACCGCGACCACCACAUGGAGGCUGCCCAGUCGUUGGGAUCGAUGGAAAAUCGUAGCCACGCCAACUUGUAUGAGGGGAACGGCUACAGCGGCCUGAGCUCGCUGCCGGGCAAGAUCAUAGACUCCUCUCCGCUUCAGAGCCUUGCCCCGGUAACGAUCCGGGACCUCCCUCACGUAGCAGCAGUCUAUGAGCACAACGGUCAUAGCGGCGUCGCACCCGACGUGGCUGCCAAUGUGCUGCCACCUCCUACCCUUGGUGUCCAGCACAGCGACCCCGGGAUGGAUUUCGAAUGGAGCGGCUCUCCCCCAGUUGCCGCGGCUAAGAGCACCAUGAUGAUGUCCGCCAUCCCCUCGGUCGGCAUUCCCCUUUUGCGGGACGACGGCGUCGAGCAGGCUGCUCCCAUCCAGACCCCUGGAUUGCCCCGGGUUAUCACCCGUGUCCUGCCUCCUUCGCCCACGGACAUCAUCGACACCGGCAGGAUGAACGCAAUUGACGUAGUCGUUCGGGACCACGAAAGGGUUCUCCUGCCCGUUGAGACUCAGUUGGAAGUAACCAGCCUCGGCCAGGACUUCCAUUGGGUCACCCGUGGGGAGGGGACCCAGGUCGUUGUGGUUCGCCGUAACAGCAACGACGUUGGCGGAUCAAUUGAUGCCGCCGAGCAGGCUGUAGUUCAGAGCAGCCGUUACGACGUCGAAUCUGAAUCGGUGUUGUUCUUGGGAGGUAUGCCCGUUGUCGUCGCGCCCCGCGCCACCACAGCCGCUACCGCCUCGGUGAACGGAACUGCAUCGUCGAACGCUCGUCAGGAGAGAGACUCGACCGGCUCUGCCUCCUCCCACCAGGGCAAUGGCAGUCACGAGAUGAACAACGCUUAA